GACUCCCACACCAAGCUCGUGCUCAGGCCCAACCACCGCGCUCCCUCCGCCACAUCCACGACCAGGCCAGGCGCUGCAGCCUCCCCGCGCGUGCUGGCGGGUGGCUCAGUCCGAUAUGACAGCCACGCCCCCACUCCCGUCGGGCGCUGCAGUGCAGGGCCAAACUACGUGAGUGCGGGGGUGCAGAGUCGGUCAGCAGCCGGAGGGGACGGAUCCUUAACCGCGCCCAAGUUAAUACUAGAGGAAACUGUGAGCCCCACAGAGACCUCCGCCGUGACAUCUUCGCCUGUAGUGACUUUAGCUUUAAGCCGCCCCGCUACACGUCGGCUUUCAGACUCGUCUACUGACUGGGCGAAAGAAUGGGCGAUUCCAAAAUAUUAAAGGAACUCCUGGAGAGCCAAAGACGGCCAGCACCGCUGCAAAGACGGCUGCCUGGCGCCUUACAGAAAUGAACUUGCCGUUGCCCCAGGUCAGCGAGCAGAGGGACCCAGAGCCAACUCAGAUGCAGGGACCGCAGGGGGACCCGCUGCUGCUCUCAUGUUCCCUGCAGGAGCUGUUGGCCAGGGACACCGUGCAAGUGGAGCUUAUUCCUGAGAAGAAGGGCCUUUUCCUGAAGCAUGUGGAAUACGAGGUUUCCAGCCAGCGCUUCAGAUCCUCUGUGUACAGGCGGUACAAUGACUUCGUGGUCUUCCAGGAAGUGAUGCUGCAGAAGUUCCCGUACCGCAUGGUGCCGGCCCUGCCACCCAAGAGGAUGCUGGGAGCUGACCGGAAGUUCAUUGAAGCUCGGAGGAGGGCACUGAGGCGCUUCAUUAACCUGGUGGCCCGGCACCCCCGCUUCUCAGAGGACGUGUCCCUCAGGCUGUUUCUGUCCUUCAGUGGCCCCGACGUGCAGAACCAGUUAAGGGAGUCAGCUCAGUGUGUCGGAGAUGAAUUCAUGAACUGUAAGCUGGCUAUGCAGGCCAAGGACUUCCUGCCGGCUGACAUCCAGACUCAGUUCGCUGUGAGCCGGGAGCUGAUUCGAAAUAUCUACAACAGCUUUUACAAGCUCCGCGAUCGGGCUGAGCGGAUUGCGUCGAGGGCCAUCGACAAUGCUGCUGACCUUCUCAUAUUUGGGAAGGAAUUAAGUGCUCUGGGAUCUGACACAACCCCGCUCCCCUCCUGGGCCCCUCUCAGCAGUAGCACAUGGGAGUCCCUUAAGCAGGCGCUGAAGGGCCUGUCUGUUGAAUUUGCACUGCUCGCUGACAGGGCUGUGCAGCAGGGCAAACAGGAGGAGAACAAUGUGGUGGAGAAACUGAACCUCUUCUUGGAUUUGCUCCAGUCCUAUAAGGACCUGUGUGAGCGGCAUGAGAAGGGCGUGCUACACAGGCACCAGCGGGCCCUGCACAAGUACAGCCUGAUGAAGAGGCAAAUGAUGCGCGCUGCCGUGCAGAGCUGCGAGCCCGAGGCCGUGGAGCAGCUGGAGACCCGCAUCGUGGAGCAGGAGAACGCGAUUCAGACGAUGGAGCUGCGGAACUGCUUCUCCCUGUACUGCCUGCACCAGGAGAUGCAGCUGGUGCACACCUACCUGCCCCUCACCUCCCACAUCCUCGGGGCCUUCGUCAACGCUCAGAUCCAAGGGCACAAGGAGAUGAGUAAGGUGUGGAAUGACCUGAGGUCCAAGCUGCCUUGCUUCUUCGCGGGACAGAACAGCAACGCCGUCCCCCCGAGGUCCCUGCAGGACGGUGUGUCUCCUCACUAGUGCUGAGUGCUUCCAGGGCCUCACUAAAGUCUCUUUCGAAACGCUGUGUCCCUGUUCACUUCCCUUAGACAGCGGCUGCCCCCCACCCCACUGGGCCCCUAGCCUUGGGCUGAUGUCCUUGAGUGGGGCCAGGUGGCAUGGCUCUCCUCCCCGUGUGGGGAGCAGGGCUGAGGACACCACUGCAGGUCUCUGAGCGUCCAUGGAGGCCGAGGCCACGCAGGGCCUGUGCAGCCAUGGUGGGUUCCUGAUGCCUGCACUCUGCCUGUUAGUCUGAGGUUCCCUGGAACGGAUGCCCAGGGGGAGGGCAGCAAGGAAGGUUUUCACAGAAGAUGGUACCUGGGGCUGUGUGCAGGGGGCCUCACCUGCUAGAAAGGUCAGGAAGGGUCUGGAUUAGCUGAGCAGGGAGAGAGGAGUUGAAAUGCAGAGAGGGCAGGACUGUUCUGCAGCAGCAUGCUGCCACGGGACAAGGAGGUGGCUGUCUCAUGUGUAGCUGGUCAGCGAGAGGGCAGCCAGCUGCAGCUAGCAGAUGGCCUGGCUUGGGGGCGGAGGGGUGGUGCAGGCACACGUGAGCUGGCAGCAGGGGCCAGCAGAGAAGGCUGGCAUUGGGGGUCGCUGGGUGUUGUGUUGACUUCCAGGAAUGAGUUGAGCAAGCACCCUGGGGCCUGGCCUUGAGGGUAAAGGGUCCUGCGUCCCACCACACGCGUGCUCAAAUGUGCACGCUUGUUAUGUGACCAUGCCUUGUGCCUGGCGGUGGUAUGGUGGGCUGGUUGCUUCUGCUCUGCGAACCAGGAAGGGCUGCUCUCCUCAUUGCACAGAGACAACAGAGGCUGGAAGGGCAGAGGAGGGGUGGGUGGGAGAAGCGUUCUGGCUGGACUCCAGAGGAGGGCUGUGCCUUGCUGCAGCCAACCCCCUCUUAAACUGACCUCUCCACUGGGCAAUCAGAACCCUCCCAGGCUUCCUGUGCACUGCCAGCCCAGCUUGUGUUCCUGGCCCUCUGCAGGGAUGAUGUUCCCAGCCCUGGCAGUUUCCUGUUCAGGAUCCCUUUUGUGUAAUCGCAUGGAGGCCUGGAGCCAGACAGGCCUCCCUGUCCCUCGGGCUGCCUUUGAGUUCACUGUGCCACAGGCCUCGGUGGCGGUAGGCGGGGGUCCUAGCCACCCGGGGCAUUCUUAGGUUCCUGCCUUGCAGGGGUGAGUGCCUGACACAAUCGACUUCUCCUUGUCUCAGAUCUGACAUUUCACCUUACGCAUGCAUAUCCUCACCCAGCGCACAGGACCCAGAGGCAGGUGGAGGCCUUGGGAUAAAUUUGGACACCUGGAGACUGUUAGGCAUCCCCGAUGAGCUGAUGCAUGACUUCAGUCUAGGGCAAAGUGUCUCAGGUUUGGCCAGACAGCAGCGUCGGCUGGGCUGCGAACUCAUUGCGUGUGGCUUCAGCCUGGGGACGUGGGAAGGUCUGCCAUGCUGCACGCCACCCCAGCCCGGGCCCAGGACGGUGACGGUGAUGCGCCUUCCCAGGCUGUUAGUGUCCCCCUGAGUGUGGAGAAGGGGGGCUGUUGGACCGCUGGCCCGGGUUUCUGGGCUGUCUUAGCCUUCUGAUCUCCUUCCCUCUGUACAAAUGGGCCUUGCUUUUAGAGGAUUGGUGCUGCCUGCAGAGCUGGGCCCCUGACACAGUCCCAAGGCAGAGCACAGCCUCCAGGCCUCCUGUCCUGUCUCCGUGGCGGUGGCUGCUCACUCCACCACCAGGGGUCUGCCUGUGGGGCGAGGGACGA
This is a messenger RNA of Manis javanica (Malayan pangolin), 3504 nucleotides long. Lineage: Eukaryota; Metazoa; Chordata; Mammalia; Pholidota; Manidae. The record is from RefSeq and is a predicted model, not a curated record.